AUGAAUGGCGUAAUAGGAUCAACCUUUUUAUACGUGAAUACACCCAAUCAAAUUUUGAAAUCAGGUUUAUCAUCAUUGCAAAAGUGGUUACUAAUGGUUUUAGACUUUGAAAGAGGCACAGGAGAAACUAGGGUUGCAGUAGUAGAUUAG
Racocetra persica is the source of this 150-nucleotide messenger RNA. Lineage: Eukaryota; Fungi; Glomeromycota; Glomeromycetes; Diversisporales; Gigasporaceae. The record is from the annotation of a GenBank genome assembly.